Messenger RNA from Pneumocystis carinii B80, 444 nucleotides. Its product is annotated as RING-box protein 1. The transcript is spliced from 4 exons. Bases 1 to 444 code for a protein of 147 amino acids. Gene Ontology annotation, molecular function: cullin family protein binding; zinc ion binding; ubiquitin protein ligase activity. Lineage: Eukaryota; Fungi; Ascomycota; Pneumocystomycetes; Pneumocystales; Pneumocystaceae. Gene Ontology annotation, biological process: protein ubiquitination; ubiquitin-dependent protein catabolic process. Gene Ontology annotation, cellular component: cullin-RING ubiquitin ligase complex; nucleus. The record is from RefSeq and is a predicted model, not a curated record.
AUGGAAUAUUCUUUAACAGAUUCGCAAUCUAUGAUAGAAGAUCCAGUUGAAUUUAGAGCGGAUGGAGAGGUUUUAGAAGAAGUUGGUAGUUUACCUACGACGUCUACAUUUAUUCCUACGGAAAUUAUGGAAGAUGAAAAGCUAAUGGAAGAAUCGGUUUCAGUUGGUUUAAAGCCGCGUUUUGAGGUUAAAAAGUGGAAUGCAGUAGCACUAUGGGCAUGGGAUAUUAUUGUUGAUAAUUGUGCAAUUUGUCGUAAUCAUAUUAUGGAUUUUUGUAUUGAAUGUCAAGCGAAUCAGGUUGCACCAAUAAGCGAAGCAUGUACUGUUGCAUGGGGUAUUUGUAAUCAUGCAUUUCAUUUUCAUUGUAUUUCUCGUUGGCUUAAGACUCGUCAAGUAUGUCCACUUGAUAAUAGAGAAUGGGAAUAUCAAAAAUAUGGGAGAUAA